This is a messenger RNA of Nothoprocta perdicaria, 2475 nucleotides long. RefSeq names its product DNA polymerase delta 3, accessory subunit (gene POLD3). Gene Ontology annotation, cellular component: nucleus; delta DNA polymerase complex. The record is from RefSeq and is a predicted model, not a curated record. Gene Ontology annotation, biological process: DNA strand elongation involved in DNA replication; DNA synthesis involved in UV-damage excision repair; DNA replication. The coding region runs from base 46 to 1164 and encodes 372 amino acids. The transcript is spliced from 11 exons. Gene Ontology annotation, molecular function: DNA-directed DNA polymerase activity. Lineage: Eukaryota; Metazoa; Chordata; Aves; Tinamiformes; Tinamidae.
CGGGAACGGGCCCCGGGGCCCCCCCCGAUCCCUUCCGGUCCCGCCAUGGAGGACGAGCUCUACCUGGAGAACAUCGACGAGUUCGUCACCGACCAGAACCGCAUCGUCACGUACAAAUGGCUGAGUUACACCCUGGGGGUGCACGUCAACCAGGCUAAACAGAUGUUGUAUGAUUAUGUCGAAAGGAAACGAAAGGAGAAUUCSGGAGCUCAGCUUCACGUCACCUACUUCGUUGCAGGAAAUCUCAUUCAGAAUGGAUAUACUUGCCACAAGAUUGCAGUAGUGAGAGAGGAUAAACUGGAAGCAAUGAAGUCCAAACUCGCCACGCUCGCGAGCGUGCACGUCUACAGCGUCCAGAAAGCCUUGCUCAAGGACAGCGGGCCCCUCUACAACACGGAUUAUGAUAUUGUCAAAGCCAACCUGCACAACUGCAGCAAGGUGUCCUCAGCGAGCAGCAAGCCACCAGCAAAGGUCAACGUGAUGACCAACUUCUUUGGAAAAGCUGCCAUGAAUAAACUCAAAGUGAAUUCUGCACCGGAGCAGCCAAAGGAAGAGAAAGAAGUGGUGAAGCCUUCAAGUCCUGCUGCAGAACCAGAAUCAUCCUCCAGUGCUGCAGCAGAGAAACCUGGGAGGAAAACAGAGUCUGCUAAAAUUCAGCAAAAGGACAAAACAAGUAAAAUGAAGAGGAUGGACAAGUCAAGUGAUGAGGAGGAAAGAGAGCCCGAAAAUCUCAAGAAAAAGAGGAGGCGAAUCAAGCAGCUCCAGUCUGACAGCAGUGAUGACGAAGAUAUCCCACCACCUUCCACACCAGAGGAAGAGAAACCACUGUCUCCACCACCUGCACUGAAGACUGAAUUGGAGCCUGUACCCACUGAGGUUUCAGCUGGAGGGAAGAGGAGGAAACGGAAGCGUGUGCUGAAAUCCAAAAUGUUUAUUGAUGAAGAAGAAGGCUGCAUGGUGACCGAGAAGGUUUACGAGAGUGAAUCCUGCACAGACAGCGAGGAUGACUUUGCAAAGGCCAAGCCAGCAGCUGCUCCCAGGCCWCCCGCGCCCACCAUCAAGAGGGAACCAAAGGAGGAAAAGAAGAACCCAAAGAAGGGGGCAGCCACCGCCACCAAGGCCAACAAACAGGUCUCCAUCAUGGGUUUCUUCCAGAAGAAGUGAGCUGGGUCCUGCCCCUGCUCCCCUUGGCAGCUCGGAGGAGUUACUGGUUGGGCAGCUUUGAGAGCUGCAGCUUUGGAGGCAAAAACUUGCAAUCUUCUGUUACGUAAGACACUCUGCUUACUGUGUAAGUAAGCCCUUUGGACUGGAUUUUGUAUGGGAGAUGGUUUAUCUGUUAAUGCAACAAUUUGUACUAAGCCCUACAGAAACUUCCAGCUACAAUCAGAACSUAGAGGGACUCUUCAAAGACUGUUAAUCUAGUCACAUGAAAUUUUAUUUUUUUAAUACGGCCUUUUAUGUGUUCAGUGUUGAARGCCCCUUCCAUGUGUGGUGGAGGGGCUAACUUAGAACCCAAGUUGUGGCAUUUUUGGGGUUGUUUUGUUGCUUCCCCCCCCUUCCCCCCCCUUUUCUUUACACCUCCCAGCUGUCCAGGCUGAUCUAAACAUUCACACUGGUUAGAAGCUGUGACUGAACAGGUCUUCAGACACACACAAUUAUCAAACAUCUGCUUCAGCUUGAACUGAAUGAAAUGAACUUGAUUUUCCCCACAAGGCUGGUAAAUAGCUUUUGCUGCGCCUUUCAUAAUCUUUUUUUGGACAGAGCAGCGCACAUAAAACUUUCUUACCCUUUUCUUCGUUGAAUACAUCCUCUGUAAAAUACUCAAAUGCCUAAUUAUAGUCUGGGACACUGUUGGAGCUCUGUCUUUGCGAAAACACCACGAAGGCUUCCCACACAAUUGGCUCCAGUGUCAUGGGGGGAAGGUCUCCAAUGUUAUUGAGAAAGCAAUUGUGUCGUUAACCCUGAAGACUAAUGAGGCGUUAACCCUGAAGGCUAAUGAGUCAGAGGGAAGGGUGUUUAGAGGACCUUCCUGAUAACAGCAGUACCUGGUGUCCUUGGCCRCGGCCGCUUUCUGUUGGUGGUGGUUUUGGCUUGCAGGAAGUUUUUGCAGGCAUCAACCAGGCAACAGGAGGUGUUUUCUAGGACAUCUGGUCAUCUGCCUGUUGAAGGAAACAUCUGACAGCAAGUGGGGGUCGAAGAACUAUCAAAGACAAAUAAAGCAGUGCACUCAAGUAAACCAGACUCAUCAUCUUGGAUGCUUCUGGUUUUGGGUGCUCAUUUGAUGCAUAGAAGACCUGUUUGUCCAGAGGAUGGAUGCUCAGAGCAUCCAAAGUUGGGUCUGGGGAGGUCUCUCAGUUGGACAACUGGUGUCACCAGUGAAUGUUGCUAGGCCAACAGAUAAGUUGGUUUUGCUCAAGAAAGUGGUUUUGGUUGGUGCAAAGGUAGGUAAGGUGUGAAGCAAAGAGGAUUUAGCCU